This is a messenger RNA of Prorocentrum cordatum, 1432 nucleotides long. The record is from the annotation of a GenBank genome assembly. Lineage: Eukaryota; Dinophyceae; Prorocentrales; Prorocentraceae.
GGCGGCGCCAGCGCGGAUCCAAGAAACCCGCGCGGAGCGCCAAACUUUUAUGCUUACGGCGUUUUCUCUUCUUCGAAAGUUUCCGCUGGCUCUCGGCAAAGACUGGGGGGAGCGGCGGCAGGAUGCGGCGGCAGCAGAGCGGCGCCAGCACCACCACGCGCACCAGCACCUACGCGGGCCGCGCGAAGGGCAGCCAGGGGCUGACCGCGCAGGAGAGAGAGAGAUCAUCGACGUCUCCUACGAGGCGUUCCGGGACGACGACGGCUACGUCACGACCCAGCGCCUGCGAGAGGCGUUCGCGACCAUCGGGGCCCUCGGCGACGUCAACGACGAGGACAUGGCGAGGCUCAUCGACGACAUCGACGAGAGCGGGGACGGCAAGAUCGACGAGGACGAGUUCCGAAGCGUCAUGACGCGGAAGCUCCUAGGGGAGGACGACGAUCCUGGCACCUUCGGCAACCCCUGCGAGGACGGGUACAUCCCGCUGCCCGAGCUCCGAGAGGUGCUGAUGAAAGAAGGGGAAAACCCUCUCACGGAGCACGAGUGCGACGAGCUGAUGAUGCUCGCGGACCUCGAGGGCGACGGGCUGAUAGAGUACAAGUCUUUUUUGCGUUGGCUUGUGAAUCCAGACGGCCACUAAAGCGCAAUCUGGUCAGAUUAAGUGUUCGGUUUGCUUUGAUGUGUGACCGCCGCGAGCUCGUAGUUCAUUUCCCCGCUUGUUCCUUCGAGUGAGGGAGGAGGUGUCAUGCUGGGUGUGGCGAGGCUCCCUUGCCUGGGACAUCGAAUUUCGAGUCUCAGGUUUCGUUUUCGAGUAGUUCGUGACGUGCCGAUCGCGCAAAUUGUGCGCGUGUCGCCAGUGCUUUCGGGGUUGCGUUGAGGAUUUGAUUCCGCUGGCGGCCGGUCGCGCUUGGUGACACGGUGGUUUGUUGAACGAGAGUUCAUGUGAAGAAGUUGUACACCAAUGUGGAACACACGCACGAUGAAACUAAUCGCACUGCUUUUGGAUGACCCACCAGAGUCCGGAGUAGGAACAGCUGACCCAUACAAAAGCAGGAGGCUUAAUUGGAUGUAUGUUGUCAGAAUUGGCACCUCCCCAACGCCGAAUCGCGCAGAUGCGUUCGGCAAGUGGGGGUCCCAUCAUUGACGUUUGUCUUGUAGGAGAACUGGUGCACACUUGCACCUCUGGUUCCAUGCCCACCUCCACGGUACGGCGGGCUCUUCCGGUCCCCCCUAACGUUGCCCCUCACAUGCGCCUUUGUCUCGAACGUUUCACCCUGCAUGGCCUCCGCCACUGAUCGAAUGAUCUUCCACGGCGAGAGUUCCGCGGGCAGUGCUGGCAGGGCGUGGAGAACUGCCGAGUGCCAUGGGCGUCAGGUUGCCGUGGUCCUCACGAGGGUAGUGCUUCUCCGCGCAGCGCUCCGCUCCUCGGAAA